Prorocentrum cordatum is the source of this 1422-nucleotide messenger RNA. The record is from the annotation of a GenBank genome assembly. Lineage: Eukaryota; Dinophyceae; Prorocentrales; Prorocentraceae.
AUGUUUCCCACGCCCAUUGGACCAGGGGGCUAUCUGCAGGGCUACCUCCGACCAGAGACAGCCCAGGGCAUCUUCUUGAACUACAAGUUCUGCUGCGAGCAGAAUGCCAACCGGUUGCCUUUCGGUGUGGCGCAGGUUGGAAAAGCUUUCCGGAACGAGAUCGCGCCUCGUGCAGGGCUGACCAGGCAGCGUGAGUUCACCCAGGCGGAGAUCGAGUUCUUCGUGAACCCGAAGGACAAGGAGCAUCCCAAGUUCGCAGGAGUCAAAGACCAGGUGCUGAAUCUCUUCCAUUCUGACAACCAACUAGCAGCGAAGGAUCCUGUACUCAUGACCAUCGGCGAGGCGGUUGCGAAGGGCAUUGUCAACAACGAGUUCCUCGGCUACAUAAUCUGCCGCACGUACCUCUUCCUGCUGAGUGUAGGAGUCAGCAAGGAGCACAUUCGGUUCCGCCAGCAUCUUCCCACAGAGAUGGCGCACUACGCCGCGGACUGCUGGGACGCCGAGAUCUACUGUUCUCUCGGGUGGCUGGAGUGCGUCGGCAUCGCUGACAGAUCUGCCUUCGAUCUGAAUGCGCACGCGAAGGCGUCCAAGAGCGAUCUGUCGUACAGGCAAACCCUCGACAAGCCCAUCGAGAUGGAGGUCUUUUCCAUCACGAAGAAGUCGGGCAUCGAGGUCAUGAAGGCCUUCAAGAAGGACGGGAAGGCGGUCAAGGAGUUUAUAGAGGCCAUGCCGCAGCCCGAGCUGGAGCAGCUCGCCGCGUGUCUUGAGCGCGGGCCUUCGGACGUGAACGUCAAUGGCCAGUCGUUCGAGCUUACCGCGGACCUGGUCAAGUUUGAAAAGAAGAAAGAGAAGGUCUCGGUGAACUCCUUCACGCCCGGCGUGAUCGAGCCCUCGUUUGGGAUCGACCGCAUCUUCACGGCCGUGCUGGAGCACAUCUACUACGCGCGGCCGAAGGAGGAGGACUCCGACGACAAGCAGACCCGCGGGGUCCUGGCCUUCGGAGCCAAGAUCGCGCCGUACAGGUGCGCCAUUCUGCCCCUGGACCAGCGGAUCUGCCGCCACGAUGGCUACACCUCUCUGAUGCGCGAUGUCCGAGCCCAGCUGGGUGCCCUGGGCCUCUCGUACACCAUCGACGAGAGCGGCGCCACGAUCGGCAAGAAGUACGCGAGGAACGACGAGCUGGGCAUCCCGUUUGGGAUCACCCUUGACCACACGACCAUGGAGGAUUUCGGACAACACGGUCACUAUGCGGGAGCGCGACACCAUGGCGCAGAUCAGGCUGCCGCUCGGAAAGGUGCCCCAGCUGGUGCGCGACCUGUGCGCUGGGGAGAGCACUUGGGAGGCGGCCACGAAGGCGUACCCCGCCCAGUGAGGCAGCGGCUGUGUCAUCGGCCGCGCGCCAUGGCUGCUGCUGGAGAUUAG